This is a messenger RNA of Prorocentrum cordatum, 1023 nucleotides long. Lineage: Eukaryota; Dinophyceae; Prorocentrales; Prorocentraceae. The record is from the annotation of a GenBank genome assembly.
AUGUUGGAGGCGAAGCUGGAGCCCCCCGUAAUCAGCUAUAUCGCUGGAGUCAGAGCCUGCGAGGUCAGCGAAUUAUGGACCAAAGCCCUGGACCUGCUCGACUCGAUGCUGGGAGCCCGUGUGGACCCUGCUGCUGCCGACAGCCCACGCGAAGGCCGGUACGUGCACGACUUCGAAGCAGGUGGUCCCAAGGACGUCUUCAAGCAUAUCGUUCUCGUGGCUCUUCUGCAGCAGAUGGCGGCGGAGGACGCAGAUCCCUUCACUUUUAUCGACAUGCACGCCGCUUCCGGUGUCUACGACCUCAGCUCCGAGGAGACGCUCCGAUACCGGAUGUUUGAAAGGGGCGUGCUUCGGCUGUCACACGCAGCUGCCCGCAGCGGCGAGGGUCUGGUUGCAGACUACCUGGCCACGGUGCGGAGGUGCAACCAGGUUUUGGGCUCCUCCUCGCGCGCCCUGACCCUCUACCCGGGCUCGCCUGCGCUGGCGUGGCAGUGGCUGAGGCCACAGGACACCAUCGUUCUGUUCGAGGCCGCCGCCGAGCCUUACGAGGCCCUGAGGCGGAGCUUCUCCUUGCUGGAUCGAGGGGUCGGUCGCCGCCUCUCGCUGCUCCACGACGACUCCUACCUGCGGCUCACCUCUGGGCCCUGGCCCUGGCCCAGCGGGCGGCAGCUGGUGCUCCUGGACCCGCCCUACGACUCCGUGCAGUCCCAACACACGUGGAACGUGUUCGCCCUCAGGCGCCUGCUCCAGAAGUCUCCCUCCAGCUGCGUUGCCAUGUGGUACCCGCUGGUGGACCAGGAGAGGGUCGCGGGUCUGCACAGCCGUGUCCAGAGCCUCGGCGCGGGCAGCGUGCUCGUGGCCGAGGUGUGGCUCGGCGGUUCGUGGCCGCGUGGAGGUGCCCUGCAGGGGUCGGGGAUGCUGGUCGUGAACCCGCCCCCUGCGCUUCACGCACAACUCCUCGCGGCACUGCCUGAGCUCCGGGAGUCGCUACGGGCCACAGGAUCCCGGGUCCUGUGGCUAUGA